Molecule: messenger RNA, 769 nt
Organism: Solanum lycopersicum (tomato)
Lineage: Eukaryota; Viridiplantae; Streptophyta; Magnoliopsida; Solanales; Solanaceae
Gene: YABBY2
Product: YABBY transcription factor
Biological process (GO): multicellular organism development; abaxial cell fate specification; cell fate commitment
Cellular component (GO): nucleus
Source: RefSeq, marked provisional
ACCUAAAAAAAAACAAUUAAUUAUAAAUAUAAAAUGUCAUUCGAUAUGACUUUUUCUUCUUCACCUUCCUCAGAACGCGUUUGUUACUUGCAAUGUAAUUUUUGCAACACCAUUCUUGCGGUUAGUGUUCCAUGCAGCAACAUGUUAACCUUAGUGACAGUAAGAUGUGGGCAUUGUGCAAAUAUGCUUUCUGUUAAUAUUGGAUCUUUAAUUCAAGCUCUACCCCUUCAAGAUGUUCAAAAGCUGCAAAGGCAACAGUACACAAAUGUUGAAAAUAAUUCUAGUAAUUAUAAAGCUUAUGGUUCAUCAUCAUCAUCCUCUUCAAAGUUCAACAGAUAUUCUUCCAUUGUUUCUCCUCAAAUUGAACCUAAAAUCCCUUCGAUUCGUCCACCAGAGAAAAGACAACGUGUUCCUUCUGCGUACAACCGAUUCAUCAAGGAAGAGAUUCAAAGGAUCAAGGCCAGUAAUCCUGAUAUUAGCCAUCGUGAAGCUUUUAGCACUGCUGCCAAAAAUUGGGCACAUUUUCCACAUAUUCACUUUGGACUCAAGCUGGAGGGCAACAAAUAGCGAGGGAAAAAAAACUUUAAUAUAUGAUAUAUACAUAUAUAUAUAUGCAUGUCUUUUAUGUUGUUUUCGUCGAAGAUUUAUCAAAAAUAAUGUUUUUAUUUUUUAAAAAUUACUUUUUUUUUAGAUUUUAUUUAUAAAAAUAUGCUGAAUAUGUUAUUAUUAUUAUUGUCCUCGUCUUAAUAUUAUUUUCAGAGUUGUGAAA